UUUUUUUCGGUUGUUCUCGGAGAGAAAUACAUCAGCUUUAUAUCACUCAACAAUGAAAAGUGAUAUCAAAAACUAUCUGCGUAGAAGAGAAUUAUAUAACGAAAAUGAAUAUGAAGCUUCGAAAUUGCCGAGUUUUACAAUCCAAGUGAUUGCCGAGGAAUCGAUUUCAUCGCUGGAUCAAUUCCUGAACGCGAUACUGAACAAAAUAGCAGACUACAGGUGUAUGGCCAAUGUAUUCAGUCUCCUAAACGCAGAGAAAGCAAAAUAUUACCUGCCUCAUGUGCAACGAUCAUUCACGGUGGAAGAAUUUUUGACGAAAAAAAUAAAAUCGCAUGCCCUUCCCCAGUCGCCGUCACUCUUAAACAGAAAUAAAUAUUCUAUAAACUCAAGCAUAACCAAUAAAUAUUCAAUCGAUAGUUGCAAAUACGUUUCGUUCUUGUACGACCACUGUGUUAAUGCUUUCAACAUCGUCAAAAAUGCCGGUCAAGUGUUGUAUCAGUACGAGUUUUUUACCAAUAUUAAAACAAUCACCGGCGAUAUAACGACUCAUUUGAGAAUCAUGUUUUUUAGCGCCGAGUACUAUGACACCAUGCUCAAACAGAUCUCGUAUGAUAUAGUUCCGAUGCAGGAUAUCGUCUUCAAAUAUAUCCAUAAAAAAAACAUACAUCCUUGGAACACGGAAGUGGUGCCAUACUUGUACGUGAUUAUGACGUCAUUGAACAAUUACCAGUUGAGUUCCUGCAAAUCACAGGCGAACACUUAUCUAGUGUUUAACAAGACCAACUCUGAUACAAACCCCUCGCACCUGCACCACAAAGAACUGCAGAAGAUUUUGAAAAAAAUAAGCUUUGACCCUCAGGCGGACAACACAUACGGUAUCCAGUUAUCAGUACUCAAAAAUUUGUACUCUUUCUACGAAUUCCAACUACAAGUAAUAAAGGAUCAAAUCGUUUUCAAGAAGUAUAUACUUUUUUAUUGGAGAGGAGAAAUUAAAACUUUCGAAAACAUUUUCAACAACAUACGCUACACCGUUAUGAACCCGUCGUACAUGUACGAAUUAAACGACAUUUAUUACAAACUCGUUUUGGCCAAGGUAUUAUACGAAAUAGAAAUAUUCUUUAUGCCAUAUAGUAAUUGGAAUGAUAAUACGUUUGUAUUAGAAGAUGAAGAUAUACUGAACUUGAGUACAGACAUUCUGUCCGUUAAUGACUAUCCUAAAUCAUAUAAAUAUCUUGUUCAGCAAAUAAAUUUAUUAUUUAAAUAUUAUUUAGUAAAUAUAAAGAUGAACCACAAUUUUCCUAUGUGUAGAACUAUAAGAAAAAACGUAAAAGAGGAAUUCGAAAGAUUAGGAGUUAUCGUAAACGUGGUGCAAAUGGAAACUCCCAAUAAUGUAAAUCCGCUAUCCAAUGAAGAAUUAACUACAAUUAAAUCCAAUAUCGAGAAAAUAGUUGAAUCCAGAGCAUAUGUAAGCCAAGAAUUUAUAGGCAAAUUUUUGAACCAAUUUAAUUUUGAACCAGUUUAAUUAAUUAUUUUUAGUUAAUGAUAACAAUAAGAUUUUAAUGUUUCUUUGAUAAUGUAUAUAAUUUGCAAAUGUUUUAUAUCGUUCCUAGUCAACAAAUCUAGUGGUUUGUCAAGAAUUUUAAAUAAA
Sipha flava (yellow sugarcane aphid) is the source of this 1648-nucleotide messenger RNA. RefSeq lists its product as uncharacterized. NCBI's taxonomy places the organism in Eukaryota, Metazoa, Arthropoda, Insecta, Hemiptera, Aphididae. The record is from RefSeq and is a predicted model, not a curated record.